This is a messenger RNA of Colletotrichum scovillei, 2571 nucleotides long. RefSeq names its product TLC domain-containing protein. Gene Ontology annotation, cellular component: membrane. The transcript is spliced from 4 exons. The coding region runs from base 789 to 2237 and encodes 482 amino acids. The record is from RefSeq and is a predicted model, not a curated record. Gene Ontology annotation, biological process: ceramide biosynthetic process. Lineage: Eukaryota; Fungi; Ascomycota; Sordariomycetes; Glomerellales; Glomerellaceae. Gene Ontology annotation, molecular function: sphingosine N-acyltransferase activity.
CUUUCUCGCCCUGCGUCUGUCCAGGAACUUUUCUCAUCCUGCUUCUCCCCUCUUAACCAAACAUAUGGGCAGACAGCUUCACCAAGCACCCAUCUCCGGUCUCACUGAAGUAGCAGCCAGAAAGAAAGAAAGAAAGACCGCCACAGCCCGCAUCCUCGCACCACACCCACCACUUCACACACCAAAACGGGGGGCACCACCUUGCUGCACACCUGAUCCCAGCAACUUUCUGGAGCAACUGAGCAGAUCCUGACCUAGGCCUUGGCGUCGUGUACCUCUGUAUUCGUACCGUCCAGCCUGUCCUGCUACGGUCCUCUACCUGAACCUGACCGCCGUCCAGUCCACCGUCCCGUCUUCGGUACCCAUUGUGUGCGACGUUGCCCUUCCGCUCACUUUCCCAUCCUCUUGAUCUUCAACCUCCCUAAAACCAACCAAGGACGUUCGUUUUCCCCUCUUCCCUCCCCUUUUCCGACCACGACACUACCAGAAGCGUCCGUGACGACCUCGUCGCGCUUUGCGGUACCAAGUUUCCCGACAAGUGCUCCUUUGCGCACCGAACCCGCUCCAACCGCGUGUUGAUAACGAAUCUCUCUUCGUUAUCGCGGCUCAGCACCAACCACAACCACCACAAAGGAUCACUAGGCUCGACGACUAUCCGAGAAAACGCCAACGCCAAACCACGACGCAGCCGUCGCUAAGCAUUGUAGCCUCUCUCACGACUCCAGUUUCGGGUCGCCGCUCUCUUCGAUACUUCAAUUGAGUUCCAAUUGGAGCUCUAGUCGCGCAUCAUGAGCGACACCACCAGCAAUAACGAGGCUUCAUCGCCAACUUUUGAGAAGCCUGUCAGGACCAGCUCCGCCGGCCCCCAGAUCCAGCGGAAUGCCAGUACCAAGCAGCUUAAGCUUAUGAAUGGCCCCCUUUACCAGCAAGGACACAAUAAUGUCAACGUCGUGCUCAUUCGACGGGUCAGGAGGACAGACGACAGCGCCUGGAAGAUGUUGAGCCGGUGGAUGGUUGAGAACCAAGUCGGUCUCUCCUUCAACCUUUUGGCCCUCCUUUUCCUCGCCCAUUUCUUCAUCCCGAAGGCGCAACCUCACACGAUCAAGUUCUUCACCCUCUCGUACUACAACCAGGAAACUGGCCAGUAUGGCGCUGGUCUCGGUGAUUCUUGCCUUCUCGCCUUCUGCAUCAUCCUCUUCACCGGUCUGCGCGCCGCGACCAUGGAAUACGUUCUGGCACCCUUGGCCAAGGGAUGGGGUAUCAAGAAGCGCAAGGAUCUCACACGCUUCAGCGAGCAGGCCUGGCUGUUGGUUUACUACAUGGUCUUCUGGCCCUUGGGCAUGUACAUCUACAAGACUUCGCCCUACUGGCUGAACCUCAGAGAGCUCUGGACGAACUGGCCGCAGCGUGAGCUCUCCGGCCUCAACAAGUUCUACAUUCUGGCGCAGUGGGCUUUCUGGCUCCAGCAGAUUCUCGUCAUCAACAUCGAAGACCGCCGCAAGGACCAUUGGCAGAUGUUCACUCACCACAUCAUCACCUGCACUCUGAUUUCCGCCUGCUACAGCUACCACCAGACUCGUGUCGGAAACCUGAUUCUCGUCCUCAUGGAUGUUGUCGACCUCUUCUUCCCUCUCGCCAAGUGUCUCAAGUAUGUUGGACUGAACACCCUCUGCGACUUCAUGUUCGGUGCCUUCGUUCUGUCUUGGCUUAUUGCCCGCCAUGUCUUCUACCUGAUGGUCUGCUGGUCUAUCCACACCCACAUUCCCGAGGAAAUUCCCGACUCGUGCUAUACCGGCCAGGCGCCUAACCUGGUGGGCCCGCUACCUAUUCCUGAGGGUAAGAGCUGGAUGUUGGAGCCCUUCUACAAGUCGGAUGGCAUUGUCUGCUGGGACUCUACCAUUCGCUGGGCGUUCCUCAUUCCCCUCCUCGCUCUGCAACUCAUUACCAUCGGAUGGUUUUUUAUGAUUCUUCGCGUUGUCAACAAGGUUCUUCGCGGCGGCAACGCUGAGGAUGUCCGCAGCGAUGACGAACUCGAAGGCGAGGAGGAGGGCGACUAUGUCUAUGAAGAGGAGGUUGCUCUCGAGGAGGAGGUUGGCGUCGAAGAUAUUGACCUCAAGAGCUGGGAGCGGAGAACGGGAAUCAAGAGACAAGCAAGUUCUUCAGGCGUGAGCCUGCCCGGCCACAGCGACCGCAAGGAGCUGCUUGGUAGAAUCGGCUGCGAAAAGCAGGUCGACUAAAUCUGACGACUGGGUGUCGCCUACGAAGCCAUGUAAAGGACCACGGCGGCGCUAAGUCCGGUGUACACAAAUGAGUUGGUGGUAUAGGAAGCGCUAAAGGGGAGAGGAGUUUUUUCCAGAAAUGGUUGGCACAGUCAGGGAAGACAUGUUGCCGACCUAUACUAACGUACUACUUUGCUAGAGCAUAGUGCAACGCCUGGAUGGCGGGCACACACAGGCAUAGAUGACAUUUGGCUUUGCUUUUCCGCGACGUAAAGAAAGAAAAAAAGGGGAAACGAAAGAGGGUGAGAAGGGUUUUAUAUCUCGCCUCUCUGGGAUCUUCACCCAGUUGGAC